GCCAUCAAUCGUCGUUCAACGUUUGGCCAGAUCUGAUCCAAAUCCGGUAUCCCGAAAUGAUGAGUUUGCGCCUGUGCCUGCUGGCCACCUGCCUUGUGGUGGCUGCCCAAGCCUCCAAGGAUGCCUCGAACAUGCAGCUGAAGCCCACCAAGUGGCUGACCGCCUCCGAUCUGGAGAACGUGCCCUCCCUCAACGACAUCACCUGGGAGCGUCUGGAGAACCAGCCCCUGCAGCAGGGCGCCAAGUUGAUCGAGAAGAUCUACCACGUUGGCCAAAUCAAGCACGAUCUGACCCCCAGCUUUGUGCCCAGCCCCAGCAACGUGCCCGUGUGGAUCGUCAAGUCCAACGGCCAGAAGGUGGAGGCCAAGCUGAACAACUACGUGGACACGGCCAAGGCCCAGCCCGGUUUCGGCGAGGACGAGGUCACCAUCGUGCUGACCGGCCUGCCCCACAACAGUCCCGCCCAGAAGAAGGCCCUGCGCCAGCUGAUCCAGGCCUACGUCCAGAAGUACAACCUCCAGCAGCUGCAGAAGAACGCCCAGGAGCAGCAGCAGCAGCUGAAGAGCAGCGACUACGACUACACCAGCAGCGAGGAGGCCGCCGACCAGUGGAAGUCGGCCAAGUCCGCCAGCGGCGAUUUGAUCAUCAUUGACCUCGGCUCCACCCUGACGACCUUCAAGCGGUACGCAAUGCUGGAUGUGCAGAACACCGGCGCCAUGAUCGGCCAGACCUUGGUCGAGCUGACCAACAAGGGUGUGCCCCAGGAGAUUGUCCAUCUGAUCGGUCAGGGUAUCGGUGCCCAUGUGGCCGGAGCUGCUGGCAACAAGUUCACCGCCCAGACUGGCCACAAGCUGCGUCGCAUCACCGGUCUGGAUCCCGCCAAGGUCCUGUCCAAGCGUCCCCAGACUUUGGGUGGCCUUUCCCGCGGCGAUGCCGACUUCGUUGAUGCCAUCCACACCUCCGCCUUCGCCAUGGGCACACCUAUCCGUUGCGGUGAUGUCGACUUCUAUCCCAAUGGACCAACCGUUGGUGUUCCCGGUGCCGAGAAUGUGAUCGAGGCCGUGGCCCGGGCCACUCGCUACUUCGCCGAGUCCGUGCGUCCCGGCAGCGAGCGCAACUUCCCCGCCGUUCCCGCCAACUCGCUGAAGCAGUACAAGGAGCAGGACGGUUUCGGCAAGCGCGCCUACAUGGGUCUCCAGACCGACUACGAUCUGCGCGGCGACUACAUCCUGGAGGUCAACCCCAAGAGCCCCUUCGGCCAGCGUAAUCCCGCCCAGAAGCAGGCCUCCUACCACGGUGUCCACCACGAAAGCAACUAAGGCAAAUGGACCAUGAAAUACCAGGCAGUUCGAUCUGAUACCCAGAGCCACCCGGAAAACGUAGUCUAGUUAGCAGUUUCAUAGAACAAGCACAAAACAAAAAACUUUAUAAAAUCCCAUAAAAAUAUAACCUGCAAAUUUUCUAAAAA
This is a messenger RNA of Drosophila ficusphila, 1468 nucleotides long. RefSeq names its product vitellogenin-3 (gene Yp3). Gene Ontology annotation, molecular function: lipase activity. The record is from RefSeq and is a predicted model, not a curated record. Bases 57 to 1319 code for a protein of 420 amino acids. NCBI's taxonomy places the organism in Eukaryota, Metazoa, Arthropoda, Insecta, Diptera, Drosophilidae. The transcript is spliced from 3 exons.